AUGUUAAGAACCACGAACGUAUCAAAGAGGUUCGCCAGAUCCAUCUACACGUCCGUGUUGGAGUCUGAUGUGAACAUUACCAGAAACGGAAAGGUCAACGUUUCCGUUGGCCCUGGUGGUCGUUCCUCCAGAACCGGAUACACUGCUACCGUUUUCGGAGCCACUGGUUUCUUGGGAAGAUACUUGACCUCCAAAUUGGCCCGUCAUGGUACCACCACCAUCGUCCCAUUCCGUGACGACAUGAAGAAGAGAUUCUUGAAGGUCACUGGUGAUUUGGGUGUGGUUAACUUUGUGGAAAUUGACGCCAGAAACUUGAAGUCCAUUCAAGACUCGGUUGCCCACUCUGACAUUGUUUUCAACUGUAUCGGUGUUGACUACAACACCAAGAACUUCAGUAUGGCCGACGUCAACAUUGCCCUCACCGAAAGAAUUGCCCAAGCCUCCAAAGACGCUGGCGUUCCAAGAUUCGUCCAUGUUUCUUCAUACAAUGCUGAUCCAAACUCCAGCUCCGUGUUCUACGCCACUAAGGGUAUCGGUGAACAGCUUGUUAGAGAUAUCAACCCCGAUGCCACCAUCGUCAGACCAGCCCCAAUGUUCGGUAGAGAAGACAACCUCUUGAACUACUUGGGACCAAAGUUGAAGAUGUGGACUCCAAACAAGAACGCCAAGGAAAUCUACCCAAUCCACGUCACUGACGUCGCCAGAGGUUUGGAAAAGAUUGGUUACGAUGACUCCACCGUGGGUCAAACUUUCGAACUCCACGGUCAAGAAAAGUUGUCCUUCCUUGAAAUUAGACAAAUGAUUCACGGUAUCACUCAAAACUUCUCAUAUGCUGGUCCAUUAUCUUACAACUUCGCCGACUACCAAAUCCCAUUGCCUCUUGCCAAGGCUGUUGCUCAACUUAAACAAUUGGCCUACUGGAACUUGACUAACCCCGACCAAAUUGAAAGACACUUGAUCAACCAAACUAUCGAUCCAAACGCCAAGACCUUCAAGGAUUUGGGUAUUGAAGACAUGGACAAGUUGGCUGAUGUGUUAUUCACCUACACCAAGCACUGGAGACAUCCAUUGAUUGCCCAGAAGGGUGCCCCAUCCAAGAAAGAAUUGGAAAGAUUACGUCAACUCGAACACUUCACCUGA
This is a messenger RNA of Suhomyces tanzawaensis NRRL Y-17324, 1140 nucleotides long. RefSeq lists its product as uncharacterized. Bases 1 to 1140 code for a protein of 379 amino acids. NCBI's taxonomy places the organism in Eukaryota, Fungi, Ascomycota, Pichiomycetes, Serinales, Debaryomycetaceae. The transcript has a single exon. Gene Ontology annotation, cellular component: mitochondrion. The record is from RefSeq and is a predicted model, not a curated record. Gene Ontology annotation, molecular function: protein-containing complex binding.